AUUUUUUUUAUUUUCAAAUUACAAUAAUAAAUUAAAUUUAAUGUGUAAUAAUAGCCUUGUAAGAUAUAAUGUAUAUUAUCCAUUGUUUGAAAGUUUUUACACUUUCAAUUUUUUUAUCCUUCCUGGCGUAUAAUAACCGUUUUGCUUAUUCUGUGAAUAAAACUAAAAUACCAGAUAAAACCUUCGAGGGAGUAGUUUUUCGUAUUAAGAAAGGGCUGAACUAUUUCACUGACUGUAGCGUAGAUAUGCUGUUAAAGCACUGUGAUAAGGAUACUUCUGUAAACUUUGAGUGUUUUAGAUGUUUGGGAGAAUGUAUUUCAAUUGCAGCUAGGGCCGCUCUGAUGGACAAGGAGCACGGGGAGAAAUUCGACGACGAGCUAUGA
Theileria parva strain Muguga is the source of this 383-nucleotide messenger RNA. RefSeq lists its product as uncharacterized. NCBI's taxonomy places the organism in Eukaryota, Apicomplexa, Aconoidasida, Piroplasmida, Theileriidae. The record is from RefSeq and is a predicted model, not a curated record. Bases 69 to 383 code for a protein of 104 amino acids. The transcript is spliced from 2 exons.